This is a messenger RNA of Solanum pennellii, 559 nucleotides long. RefSeq names its product flowering-promoting factor 1-like. The record is from RefSeq and is a predicted model, not a curated record. Lineage: Eukaryota; Viridiplantae; Streptophyta; Magnoliopsida; Solanales; Solanaceae. Gene Ontology annotation, biological process: regulation of flower development. The transcript is spliced from 2 exons. Bases 108 to 506 code for a protein of 132 amino acids.
UCUCUAAGAGUGUGAAUUAUUUUAUUAUUUUUCUUUCUCCAUCUCCAAUCUCCAUAUAUAGUUGGAGUUGGAAACUAAUAUAAAGUAAAUUAAACCAUUAUAUUAUAAUGUCUGGCGUAUGGAUAUUUGACAAGAAAGGUGUUGCCCAUUUGAUAAAAAAUCCUACUCGUGAAUCCUUCGAGCUAAAACAACCAACACAUCCAGGCACGGGUACAGCCACAGCACCGGGGGCACGCCCUCGAGUGUUGGUGUACCUACCAGAGAAUGAGAUGAUAGGUUCCUAUGAAGAACUAGAGAAGAGACUCAUCGAAAUCGGGUGGACCCGAUUCAACAACCCGAUGAAGUCGGAUCUUCUGCAGUUUCAUAAAUCAGAUGAUUCUGCACAUCUCAUUUCACUUCCAAAGAGCUUUACAAACUUCAACUCACACAAUAUGUAUGACAUUGUGGUCAAGAAUCCAUCGGUUUUUGAAGUUCGUGAUGUUAAAGUGUGUGAUCAUCUUAUAUGAAACUUAAAUUAUUAAAGUAAACAUACUUAUUAAUUAUGUUAUUUCUCCUCUUA